Molecule: messenger RNA, 3917 nt
Organism: Schistosoma mattheei
Lineage: Eukaryota; Metazoa; Platyhelminthes; Trematoda; Strigeidida; Schistosomatidae
Source: the annotation of a GenBank genome assembly
AUGAAAUCAUUACACAAUAUAAAACUAAUUAUUAGUUUAUUAUUAUACUUUUAUUCAAUUAAUUCACCUAAAUGUUAUGCUUAUUAUAAUAUGAAUACAAAACAUAAUCCAUUAUCAUCUGAAACAAUAUCAAAGAAGAAUACAUUGAAACAAUAUGAUUCUACAUUGAAUAAUUUUCAUGAUGAAUAUUCAGAUGAUACAAAACAUGAUCCAUUAAUAGAUAAUCAUUUCAUGAUGUCUUCUUUGAAUGAUGUAUUAUCAUCUUCAUCACCAUUAUUAUCUUCUUCGUUAUUACCGUCAUCAUUAUCAUCUUCUUCUUCUGCAUCUGCAUCUCCAUCUGCAUCUUCAUCAUCAUCUCAUAGUGAAAUAGAAACACAUCGUUGUGAACCAGUUACAUUAAUAUUAUGUAAAGGAAUGUAUUAUGAAUAUACAAGAUUACCUAAUAUGUUUCAUCAUGAAACACAAGAAGAAGCUGGUUUAGAAGCUCAUCAAUUCUAUCCAUUAGUUCAAAUUAAUUGUUCUAAAGAUUUACGAUUUUUAUUAUGUUCUAUUUAUACACCAAUUUGUAUCAAAGGUUAUCCACAUUUUUUACCACCAUGUCGUUCUAUAUGUGAACGUGUUAAAGCUGGUUGUUCACCAAUUAUGGAACAUUAUGAAUUUCCAUGGCCAGAACGUAUGAAUUGUGAACAAUUUCCAGAAUAUAAUAAUCCUGAUGGUAUAUUAUGUAUGGAACGUAAUUUAACACAUGAAGAACAAUUAGAAUUUCAAUCAAUCAAUAUAAAAAAUAAUGAACAAUAUAAAUCAAUAAAUCAAUCAUCAAUAAAUCAAUUAAGUGAAUUAUCAAAUAAUUUACAUAUAACAUCACAAUUACAAAUAAUAAAUACAAAUGAUCAAAUGAAACCAAUUACAUUAGAAGAGAUUGAAUUCAACAAUCAAUUUAAUGAAGAGGCUAGUUAUUUAUUAUUUGAAAAAGCAAUACAAAAUGAUGAUAUACAUAAAUUAAAAAUGACAUUCCCUAAUUUACAUUUAAAAUGUACAUGUGAUUGUAGACCACCAUUAAUAAAUAUUAAAAAUUCAGAAAUUAAUAAUAAUGCAAAAACAACCGUAGCUGAUAUUAAAGAUUGUUCAAUGCCAUGUUAUACACCAUAUUAUACAUUUGAUUCAUCCUAUAAUUUUACAACAUUUUGGCUUGGUAUAUGGUCAACAUUAUGUGCUAUUUCAACAAUGAUUACAAUAUUUACAUUUAUUACAGAUUCAUAUCGUUUUCAAUAUCCUGAAUUACCAUUAAUUUAUUUAUCGGCAUGUUAUUUUAUGAUAUCUAUGGGUUAUUUAAUUCGUGUAUUUAUGGGACAUCAAGCUAUAGCUUGUGAUAGUUUACCAUAUGAAUAUGAAAAUAUACAAUCUACUAUAAAUAGUAAUAAUAAUAAUAAUAAUUGGUUUGAUUACAAUCCACCUAAUGUAACACAUUUACCAAAUACAUUAACAACAAUCACCAAGGCAACAUUAACAACGGUAACAAUGAAAACAACAAAUCAAUUAAUACGUUCAAAAAAUUUUACGAUAUGCAUUAACUGUAUGGCAGCUUCAAUUUGGUGGGUUGUAUUAGCACUUACAUGGUUACUUGCUGCAGGUUUAAAAUGGGGCAGUGAAGCAAUAUCAAAAUAUUCUCAGGUUUUUCAUUUUAUUGCAUGGUCAUUACCAGCAAGUCAAACAGCAUUAGCAUUAUUAUUAUCUAUUGUAGAAGGUGAUCCAAUUAGUGGUUUAUGUACAAUACAAUCAAAUAAAUCAAUCACUUAUAUAUUAUUUAUAUUUGCACCAUUAUUAAUUUAUUUAAUUAUUGGUAUUAUAUUAAUGAUAAUUGGAUUUAUUGCAUUAUUUCAUAUACGUGGUACAAUUAAAUUACAAAGACCCCGUCUCAUAGAAACACAAAAAUUAGAUAAAUUAAUUAUUCGUAUUGGUAUAUUUGGUAUGUUAUAUACUAUACCAAAUUUGAUUAUUUUAUUCUCUAUUGGUUAUGAAUUACGUCAUACAUAUUUAUGGCAAUUAGGUAUUGCAUGUCAUUGUCAUUAUGAUAUUGGUCAAUAUCAUCAAAUCAAUAAUAAUAAUCAAGAAGAAGAAAACGGAGAAUUAGAACCAAUUUUACCAAUGGCAUUACCAGUAUGGAAUUCACCAAAACCAGAAUAUACUAUAAUUAUGUUAAAACAUUUUAUGAAUUUAAUGAUUGGUAUCAUAUCGGGAUUUUGGAUAUGGUCUAAUAAAACAAUUCAAUCAUGGAAACAAUUUUGUUUACAUAAAUUAUGUUUAUUUCAAUUAAAUAAACAUAAAAGUAAUAGUAAUGGUUUAUUAAUUAAUCCAACUCAUCAUAAUAUAGAUUAUGAUAGAUUACAUAAAAAAUAUAUGAAACAAUCAAUACAUAAUCCAUCAAUUAAAUCAAUACAAUCGAUGAUACAUAAUAAAUCAAUACAUCAUUCAAUAAAUCAAUAUCCUAUAUUUAUUGAUAAUAAUGAACAUUGUAAUACAAUGGUAAUGACUACUAAUAGUAGUAUUACAAUCACUACUACGAAUACUAUUGUUACUACUACUACUACUACUAAUACAUCGAGACAACAUAAUAUUACAUCUUAUGAUUUAAUGAAUAAUGGAAUAUUAUCAAAUAUAAAUUCAUUAGUUACAUUAAGUACACCAUCUACACCAUUUUCUACACAUCCAUAUGAUAUACCGAAUCAUCAUGAUAUACAUUAUAAACCAUCAUUCAAUGCAUAUUAUUCUAUAGAUGGUAGUACAAUAUCACAACAAUAUGGUGAUGUAAAUUCUUAUCAUACUAAUAAUAGUUUUAGUAAUAGUAAUAGUAAUAAUAAUAAUAAUAGUAAUAUAGACAAUAAAUGCAUGAUAACGAAUACAAAAAGUUAUGUAACACAAUUAUCUGGUAAUUCAAUGAAUCCUAGUUUUUCUACAUUAAGUAGUAGUUUGAAUAGUCCACACAAAUCUUCAGUAUCUCAUUUAAAUAAUAAUAAUAAUAAUAAUUUAAAUCAUGGUAAUAACAAUAAUUCCAUAAGUACGGGAAUUUCAAGUAGUGGAAUUAGUAGUUCACAUAUAAAUGAUGGUUUAACAAGAACUGCAUCAAUAUUUAUUGGAUCUGAAUUAAAUUCUAAUUCGAUAUCACCUAAAUUUAUUGAUUAUUAUUUUAAUGGUGAACGAAGAAAUCGUGAAUUGAUUGGAUCACAAUUAACAACAACAACAACAACAACAACUGCAACAAUAACGACAACAACAACUACUACUACUGCUACAACUGUACUCUCAAUGAUCAAGUAUGAUCGUAAUAUUGAUGAGAAUAAUUUAAGACGAAAUAAUCAUUCUGUUUUUGUUAAUAAUCAAUUUGUAUCGAAUAUGAUGAAUGAAAAUCAUAAUAACAACUUAUCAUUGGUACAAUAAACUAAUGGAUAUUGAACUUGAUGUAGAAUAUCUUCGUUCGAAUUCGCACUGAAAUCGGAAAAAGAAAUUAUGCAAGAAUUAGAUAACAUCAUCAUCUAUCAAUCAAUCAAUCGAAUUGGCUUUGAAUAACUUUAAUUUAAUAGUAUCCAGUUACAUGUCACAUUAAUUUACAUACCAAAGAUAAUAUGCUUGAUUGAAUGCCUAUAUUAUUGAAAUUGUACAAUAAAUGGAGGCCAUAAAUGUGCCUUGAAUAUAUAUCCCUCAUACUUCUUCAUAUAUAUAUAAGCCUAUACUCAUAUAAUUUCUUUCAGUUUAAUAAUUUUCAUAAAUGUAAUUUGUAAACUACUAAACAAUGAUAAUUUGUUCACAUCUAAUAGUAGUAUUCAUACUUUACAUAACAAUCAAUUCACGUAUUCAAUAUUUAAUGUAUAUGACAAUCUAACACGGGUUUUUUUAUUUGUAAAUAUACUGUUUUUUUUUAA